GUUCUCAUUUGCUGAUUUUCAGUACCGUAUCCAGUAGCCGCCAUGUUGUACUGAAUAUUUUACUGGACGAGCGUUCCCUUUCUCUAGUAAAGUAGUUUCAGUAAAAGCAUAACCUACGUAGCUCAUAUUCACGCACAUGUUUUUUAGUGAGGUUUUAAUUGAAAAUAAAAUUAUAAUUGUAUUAAUUUCAUAGUUGGCUGAUUUCAUUUAUAAAUUGGUGAGUAAAAAUAUCAUGUUUGUUGAUCAUUUUCAAAAUUUUUCAAAAACUUAUGCAUGUAGAAGUAUUACCAGAGAGAUACUUCUCUGAUAAUAGGUAUUACUAAGUAAAAAAAAUUACAAAAUUUUACAUUAAAAAUAAUUCCUUCUUAUAAUAUUUCUGGUACAAAACAUUUCUUUUUUAUAACAUUUAUUGUAGUAACUGAAAAAAGCGUAACAAUUUCGAUAAACAACGCAUUCGAAAUAUACAAAGAAUGGCAAUGAACAACGCUGCAUUGAUUACAAUUGUCAAUGAAUAUCUGGAUUCGUCUGAUGAAAGUGAUUCUGAUAGUGAUAUCGAUGAAUUGUUAUUAAAUGAGAUUCGUGUAAUUCGUGACAAAAGGCCAAGAUUGCAACAUUUUAUCGAAGUUAUUGCUUUAUACGACGAUCAGGAAUUUAAAUCCAAUUUUCGUCUACGUAGAGAUACUUAUGGCUACAUUUUAGACCUCAUUCGACCAGAUUUGGAAAAGUGGCCAGAACGUUUUGGGAGGUAUCCCAUAUCAGCCAGUAAACAACUAUAUGUUGCACUAUGGAUGCUAGCAACUCCAGACGCAUACAGAUCAGUAUGCACAAAGUUCGACAUUGGAAAAGCAACUGCUUGGUGAAGUGUAUUAAGGGUUGUAAAAGCCUUAUAUAAAUUGCCAAAUGUAUUUAUAUCUUGGCCAACGAGGGAACAAGCUGAAAAUACCUGGACAAAACUAGAACAACAAUACCAGUUUCCAGGAAUAAUAGGUGCAGUAGAUGGCACACUCGUAAAAAUAACUGCGCCUAAAGUACAUCCUGAAGCAUAUGUAUGCAGGAAACAUUAUCAUGCAAUACAGCUACAGGUUGUAUGCGAUGCAGAACUGCGAUUCAUUCAUUGUUACGCGGGGCAGCCAGGAUCGGUUCAUGAUAUGCGAACCUUUAUGUACUCCGGAUUGCAGCAAAAGUGCAAUGAAUAUUUUUUUCCGGAAGACAGCCAUUUACUCGGAGAUGCAGCAUACACGAUACAACGACAUAUAAUGGUGCCGUAUAGAGAUAAUGGUCACCUGACAGCGGCCGAAAACCUUUUCAACAAGAAAUUGUCAUCUGCACGAAUGAUCGUAGAACGGUCUAUAGGACUGUUGAAAGGACGAUGGCGUUGUUUACUGGACAAACUUCCAAUGACACGAACAGAUUUAAUACCGCGCUAUAUUAUCGCAUGUUGCGUUUUACACAAUAUUUGUUUAUUGAGACGCGAUGAAAUAGAAAUACCAAUAUUAAUAGAAGAUCCUCAAAAUAAUAUGGUUGUAGAAUUACGUCCACUUGAUUUAAAUGUCGAAGACCGCAAUGGAGGACUCUUAAAACGUGAGAAUUUAACACGUAGAUUCAUGGAGUAAUACACGAAAUAAUUCAAGAAAAAAUUCGGUUAAGCAGAUCUUGCUCAUAUUAUUGUAUAUAUAAUAUUAUAAUAUACAUUUUAUAUCAAUUAUUAAAUUGACUUUUCAGUUCUUUAGACUGCAAUAUGGUUUGUCGGAUUUGGAACGCAAUCUUAAACUGAAACUAUUGUUAUCUCGAAUUUGUAAUCGUUAGAUUUAUUAGCAAUGUUAUCAACAUUUUAAAAAAGCGUAAACUGAAUAAAAUAAAGUUAUUUGUACUCAAAUAUAAAA
This is a messenger RNA of Solenopsis invicta (red fire ant), 1883 nucleotides long. RefSeq lists its product as uncharacterized. The transcript is spliced from 4 exons. NCBI's taxonomy places the organism in Eukaryota, Metazoa, Arthropoda, Insecta, Hymenoptera, Formicidae. The record is from RefSeq and is a predicted model, not a curated record. The coding region runs from base 471 to 860 and encodes 129 amino acids.